GCAGGCCCUGAUUGGCUCCCGAUGCCCCUUCACCCUGGGCUCCCCUCCCCGGUGCUGGUCUUUUGACCUUCCCAGUCACUCCCUCCCUCGCGGACACCUUUGCCCCAUGACGUGACGCUGCUGGCCUCUCAGGUGUGGGCCGGCCGGCCGGAGGCUGGGGCAGGAGCCGGCAGCAGCCAUGUUCUCCCUCCUCUCCUGGUUGCCCCACUUCCCCGCCCUGGAGUGGGGCUCUGACCUCCUCAACUCCCUCCUGCAAGGCCUCCUCGGCGCCUGUGGCAUCUCCGUCCUCAGCAACCUCCUGAAGGUCUACUUCUUCGUGGGCUGCGUCAACAACCCGAAAAGACGGCUGGAGAAGGAGCGGCUGCGGGCGCAGUGGGCGUCCCUGGAGACAGUGCACCUGGCCGGCCUGGCCCUCAUCCUCAGCUUCGUGGGCACGCGGGUGGCUGCCCUGGUGGUGCUUGAGUUCUCCCUCCGGGCCGUGUCCAUGCUGCUGUCCCUGGACAAGGGCUCCCUGGGCUCUGAGAAGCUGCAGCUGUACCUGCUGAGCCAGUUCUCGCUGGGCUGCGGGCUCACCUGCGGCCUGAGCUUCCUGCAGGAGGGCGCCCCUCACCGCACACUGAACCUGGCACUGGGCCUGGGGCUGGCCACACUGCUCCACAUGGGCGCCCGGCGCCUCCGCCAGCACGUCUGCCGCCUGUACGAGCUGCACAGCAGCCAGAACUACUGCGGCAUCUGCCUGGGCCUGCUGUCCGGCGCGCACGUUCUCCCCCGGCUGCUGGGCCGCGCCCUGGCUGUGGCCUUCGCCGUGGGGGACCUGGCGGCCGUGACCCUCAUCAACCAGGACUUCGUGACCACCACGGAGGCCGUCCGCUUCUGGACGCCACUCACCAUCUGCUACAUGCUGCUGGUCAUCUACAUGCAGGAGGAGGAGCGCCGGAACCCCGGCAUGCAGGGCCAGGUGCAGACAGUGCUGAUGCGCAUGGGCGGACUCUCCGUGCUGCUGCUGACCGUGGGCCGCUGGCUGGACCUGAUGAGCCUCUUCAUCUGCCUGUUCGGCGAGAUCUGGUGCCUGAUGGGCGUCCGCACCCUCCUCGACCUCUGCCACGUCCAGGAUUUCCUAUCCCGGAGGCCUUCCGCGCCAGCUGUCAGCCCACCGCGGGACCCUGCACAGGCCCAGCCAGACCAGCCACAGAAGGCAGACCCAUCCUGAGCACCCCCUGUUCCCCGGCCGAAGCCCCAUCCUGAGCCCCAUCCUGAGCGCGCUCCACCAGGCCUUGUCCUGUCUCUGCUUCCCACAGUCCCAGCUACAGGCCUUGACCUCAGGCCACUGGCUGGGGACAACCACGGCAGGGCUGGCCCCUGUCUAGG
Molecule: messenger RNA, 1368 nt
Organism: Sorex fumeus (smoky shrew)
Lineage: Eukaryota; Metazoa; Chordata; Mammalia; Eulipotyphla; Soricidae
Gene: TMEM82
Product: transmembrane protein 82
Exons: 6
Coding region: 179-1210 (343 amino acids)
Source: RefSeq, a predicted model, not a curated record